UUUUUCUCUCUCUCUACCUUCUUUCCUCUCUCCCUUUUGAUUUCUCUCCCAAUUUUUCCUCUUCCUCUUCCUCCCCUCCGAACCCUAACCCUAAUCCUGCGGUCUUUGAGAAAAUCCCCCCUUUGUAUGAAUCCUCACAAUUAUUAGAUAACCACCCCCAAUUUAAUCGAUCGAUUCGGUUUCUCAAUUUCUUGUUUAUUCAGUAAAAGGGAAUUUGAAAUUCCCCAUUUCUUUUAACAAAAUCAUUCAUGGCUGGCAUCGUAGAAGAAAGUAUACAAUGAUCGAAUUACUGGCGUUUCGUUUCAAUUGCAUGGGGUUUACGCAAUGCCAGAGCUUCGAAAAGGAGUCCGUAGAGGCCGCGCCACGAUAGCGCAGCAGCAGCAACAACGAGAGCAAAAGCAAACGCCGCAGCGGAAUCAAGGCCGGAAACGUGCUGCCGCGGCCGCGGCUGCUGAGGGAGGUAGGCCGAGGACGAGAUUGGCCGCGAAAAGAUUAAAGGAGGAGGAUCAUCGUCAGCUGGUAGCAGCUGCGACUGCUAGAGAGGAUCAUAAUCAUCCGGUGAUUGUGAUAUCGGAGAGGGAUAGUGAUAUUGAGAAGAAGGAGUUUGUAAAAGGUGAUUUAGAAAAGAAGGGUGCUGUCAUGGGGGACGAUAGCGGUGGGUUGAGCGCUAACAAGGCUGCUGGACAGGAAGAGGAGGGAAGUACUGCUCCUUUUCCAGAGAGGGUUCAAGUUGGAGGAUCACCUUUAUAUAAGAUAGAGAGAAAGCUUGGUAAAGGUGGAUUUGGUCAGGUAUUUGUUGGACGACGUGUUAAUGGUGGAAAUGAACGCGCAACUGGUUCUGCAGCCCUGGAGGUAGCUCUGAAAUUUGAGCAUAGGAACAGCAAAGGUUGUAAUUAUGGUCCUCCAUAUGAAUGGCAAGUUUACAAUGCUCUUGGUGGUAGCCAUGGAGUUCCCAAAGUACACUAUAAAGGAAAGCAAGGAGACUAUUAUGUGAUGGUUAUGGACAUGUUAGGGCCCAGCUUAUGGGAUGUUUGGAAUUCUUCAGGGCAAGCGAUGUCUGCAGAAAUGGUAGCUUGUAUAGCGGUAGAGUCACUGUCAAUCUUAGAGAAGAUGCACUCCAAAGGUUAUGUGCAUGGGGAUGUUAAGCCUGAGAACUUUUUACUUGGUCAGCCAUCUACACCACAAGAGAAAAAGUUGUUUCUUGUUGACCUUGGAUUAGCAACAAAGUGGAAAGAUAGCAGCAGUGGGCUGCAUGUUGAUUAUGAUCAACGUCCUGAUAUGUUUAGAGGAACUGUUCGAUAUGCAAGUGUUCAUGCUCAUUUGGGUAGAACUGCCAGUAGAAGAGAUGAUCUUGAGUCUCUUGCAUAUACACUCAUAUUCCUACAUCGAGGUCGAUUACCGUGGCAGGGCUAUCAGGGUGACAACAAAUCCUUCUUAGUCUGCAAAAAGAAAAUGGCAACAUCACCUGAAAUGCUUUGCUGCUUCUGCCCUCCACCUCUAAGACAGUUUCUUGAGAUUGUGGUGAACAUGAAAUUUGAUGAGGAGCCCAACUACUCCAAACUAAUAUCUUUAUUUGAGGGUUUGAUGGGACCAAAUCCAGCUAUAAGACCAAUAAACACUGAUGGUGCUCAAAAGAUUAUUUAUCAAGUAGGCCAAAAGCGAGGUAGGUUAAACAUAGAUGAAGAAGAUGGUCAACCCAAGAAGAAGGUUCGUCUUGGAGUUCCUGCUACGCAGUGGAUUUCAGUCUACAAUGCAAGACUUCCAAUGAAGCAGAGGUACCAUUACAAUGUGGCUGAUGCAAGGUUGGCUCAACAUGUGGAGAAAGGAAUGGCAGAUGGUCUGCUAAUAAGUUGUGUAGCAUCUUGUACCAAUCUUUGGGCAUUAAUUAUGGAUGCUGGGACUGGUUUCACACACCAAGUUUAUGAACUUUCACCUUCCUUCUUGCACAAGGAGUGGAUCAUGGAUCAGUGGGAGAAGAACUAUUACAUUAGCGCUAUUGCUGGUUCUAGCAGUGGAAGCUCCCUUGUUGUUAUGUCCAAAGGCACCCAAUACACUCAACAAUCUUACAAAGUAAGUGACUCUUUCCCCUUCAAGUGGAUAAACAAAAAGUGGAGAGAGGGUUUCUAUGUCACCUCGAUGGCAACUGCUGGAAGCCGAUGGGGUGUUGUUAUGUCUCGCAAUGCAGGCUUCAGUGAUCAGGUUGUGGAACUUGAUUUUCUCUAUCCAAGUGAGGGUAUCCAUAGACGUUGGGAUAAUGGUUAUAGAAUUACAUCAACAGCUGCAACUUCUGAUCAAGCUGCUCUAAUCUUAAGCAUCCCUAAGCGCAAACCUGGAGAUGAAACUCAAGAAACUUUACGUACAUCUCAAUUUCCCAGCACACAUGUUAAGGAAAAAUGGGCAAAAAAUCUCUAUCUGGCCUGUCUGUGCUAUGGAAGGACUGUAUCCUGAGUCAGUGACUGGUGGGAAUUUUUGUGGGGAGGAAAAAAUGGACCUUUUGAUGGCUCGAGAUUGAAGUAAUCUCCUAGUGGGUUCAGCUGCUGCCAAUGCUAUGAAGAGUUCCUCUCAGCCUCGAGCAAACCCAUAUUCAACCAUUUAAGACUGAUCACACUUUCACUUUGCCUCUCAACUCAAACAAUUCACAAAACCACCCAACUCCCAUGCCUAAGCAUCAUUCAAUUGUUUUGUAGGUUAUGAAUCUUACAUGGUUAUUUAACAAAUUUAGAAUGAUGAUUUCACAUAAAAAAAACGGUAUUG
Molecule: messenger RNA, 2754 nt
Organism: Theobroma cacao (cacao)
Lineage: Eukaryota; Viridiplantae; Streptophyta; Magnoliopsida; Malvales; Malvaceae
Product: casein kinase 1-like protein HD16
Biological process (GO): protein phosphorylation
Molecular function (GO): ATP binding; protein kinase activity
Source: RefSeq, a predicted model, not a curated record